Cloeon dipterum is the source of this 1616-nucleotide messenger RNA. RefSeq lists its product as uncharacterized. The coding region runs from base 41 to 1597 and encodes 518 amino acids. Lineage: Eukaryota; Metazoa; Arthropoda; Insecta; Ephemeroptera; Baetidae. The transcript has 5 exons. The record is from RefSeq and is a predicted model, not a curated record.
CUUUUAAUCAUUGUUGCCAGACCUUUUGUUUCACAUUAAAAUGACAGAUUUUGAGGUAGAUUUGUCUUUUCUAAAUUACAGAGAUGAUGAAGAUACAGCCAGAGAUGCAGGCAUCUACUGGCAGUAUUUUUCUAAGAAAUUCCACUCGCCUGCCAUGGACAACAUGCUUGAGUGGGCCAAUAUAACCAGAUUUGUGCCACCCAAGAGCAUCAAACCGACCUUUGCCGACUUACCUAGGUUCAAGGAGUGUCUGGCCAGCAUGUGUCGGUCUGAGGAUGAACGGAUUUGGAAGCAGUUUGGAAAAAUUUACCAUAGCAAAUGGGAGCAGGCUGAGGAGAUUAACAAAAGCAGGGAGAUGAAGAGGAGGCACGUCCAGUUUUUACAUGAAAGAGCUUGGAAACAGAAGGAGGCUCGCGACCAGGCAAUCCAGCGCGUCAAAGACAAGUACUUCUGGGCAAAGAACAAAAUCGACAGAGCCGAGUACGCCACCUUCUUCGUUACUCCUGCUCGGCCGAAAAUCCAAACGUUCAACAGCGAAACGCACAAAGCGCACCUGAUCACGCGGAGGAAGACUUUGCAGGAGGUCUUCCAAGACUUGAUGGACUGGCAUUACGCCGAGAGUGGAAAUGAGGAAAAUGCGAGGGUGGAGGCAGAGAUGUGCUUGGCAUUAAAGGACAAAUGUUUAAAUUUGAGAGAGAUUGAUCUGACCGUUCCUGCAACAGCAAGGGGUGUCAGCGACCCUGAUUUUGACCAGAAAGCUUUGGGGGAGAAGGUGGAGGACAGAGUCAUCCUGCCGAAGAGAGUGGAAGCUCUUGAAGAAAUUCAGGCCCGUUGGUCCGAAGCAUUAGAGGCAAACUUGAAGUCUGGGAAAGAGAGAUUCCUGGCGAAUGACGAACUUGAGGAAAGCAAACCAGCUAGGGUGGACCAAGAGCGGCCGAACGACGAUGGCUUCGACGUGUUUCAGGUAAUGGAGGCGUGGGUGAGGAAAUACUGCGGCGAAGUGGACCUUCAAACGCGGGAAGCCCUUGAUGGGACAAGGAGUCUGGGACGCAAGGACUUAGGCACGGACAGGCCUGUCCUUCAGCAGGAAGAGGACAGCAUGCUGCUUCAGGCCGAGACGUGGAAACAAGAGGAGCUGUACAGGAGGAAGGACGAGUUUUGGGAAAAAUUCAAGUGCCUGGAGGAACAGUACAAAGUGUUUUGCUGGUUGCCGACCGUGGACAUAGUCAAGGACUUCAUCUGCAGAGAAAACCUCCUGCUAGAACCAAAGUAUGAUGUGCAAGAGACGGUUACGCAGGUGUCCAUUCUGACUUUCAUCUACCUGAACGAGGGAAUGAGCAAGGAAAAGGUCGAGGAGUACGCUGACAAAUUUCUCAACUCAUGGAUACGUUUACAAGAUCCAAAAUCCAUCCCAAGCCAACUUAACGGAUUGCUGAUGCGCGAGUUUCUAGAGCAGGCGAUCGCCCUGACCAGGGAUAACUACCCGCUGCUUGGAACCUGGGAAAAGGUUCGCCAGGUCUCCCUGGCUAUCCUGAAGACAACUGCUGAUCCAAAUACCAGAUUCAAUUUCCACACGCGCCUCAGGUCUACAAUAUAAAUUCACAAGCAAAUUAAAU